Messenger RNA from Babesia bovis T2Bo, 367 nucleotides. RefSeq names its product putative integral membrane protein. The transcript has a single exon. Lineage: Eukaryota; Apicomplexa; Aconoidasida; Piroplasmida; Babesiidae. The record is from RefSeq and is a predicted model, not a curated record. Bases 2 to 316 code for a protein of 104 amino acids.
CAUGAAUAUAACCGACAACGUUGAAAUAUUUACACAUCGCAUAAAUGCAUAUCUUUUGUUCUUUAGCAUAGCAGCUUAUGUGGCUUAUCUGGGUUGCCCGAAAUUCUACGUGUUCUAUGGGCUCUCCAAGCUGAUAUACGUCAUCAUCAUAGCCCAGGGCGCUUUCACGGUUUUCACGCUGGGAUUACCAGCUGCAUAUGUAGCAGCACUCAACUUCUGCAUAUGGUCAUUAAUCGUUAGAGGAUUGCAAGUCUUGAUACCAGCACUUCAUAUCCAAUCACGUGCUGGACAGAGCUCGGAAAAGAAACAAGAGUAACUACUGCUAGAAAAGUAUCGCGAUAACAAUGAUAAUGUCCAAAGCUAACAU